Molecule: messenger RNA, 1652 nt
Organism: Aaosphaeria arxii CBS 175.79
Lineage: Eukaryota; Fungi; Ascomycota; Dothideomycetes; Pleosporales
Exons: 4
Coding region: 267-1403 (378 amino acids)
Source: RefSeq, a predicted model, not a curated record
UUCUAGCUAACUUGUCGACCACACGCCUUCCGCUCCUGACUCAUGAACCUUGCCGACGGAUUAGGCCAAUGGUCGAUCAUCGAAAUUGUGACAAGCAAAUCCAAUACCAGGCUGUAUUGUAUAGGUAGCUUGCUACUCGCCCCAGAUCCGCCCGUAUAAACGCAAUCGAGACCCCGGAUGCACUCCCUCGGGUCUCUUCCUUACCCACCCAGACUAUCGUCACCAACUCGCGUCAGUCGCGACGAAUCUGUCAACAGGACGUGAUCAUGACGGGCGCGUCAGGAACAGAAGGAGGUGGAGGUGGAGGAGGUAAUGGUGGUAAUGGAGGCUUUAUGCUCAAGGCGUAUCACGGCGACAUCUGCGUUAUCAUCGCGUUCGCUCUGACGAGUCUAUCAACAGUCGUCGUAGCUUUGAGGUUCUAUGCUCGCUAUUAUCUCGUGGGCAAACUUAGUUCAUCGGACUGGAUGAUGCUCUUAGGCGUUAUCUCAACAUGGGGUUCUGCUGUUGUAAACUACUACCAGAUUCUCUACACGGACUAUACAGAUGCCAUUGGGAAUAUGCAAAGAUGGAAGGAGAUCGUAGUAGGAUCGCUCCUGUCGUUCUGGAUCUACCGAAUUUUCUACAUCGUCGACUUGUUCUUCAUCAAGAUGUCUAUCCUCCUCUUCUACAACUACGUCGCCUCCGCUCACAAGUCCUUCCACUACAUCGUUCGCACCUUGAUGGUCGUAGUCUGCACCUCAAGUUUCGGCAUGCUGCUCGCCGCCAUCCUUUCAUGCAACCCGCCUUCUGAUGCCUGGUCUUUCGAGGUAUUCAUCCAGCCUUUUUACGGAACGUACGCCACCCAGUGUUACAAUCCUACCAUCCUGUGGUACUUCAGUGCGGGAUUCAACCUCGUAACGGAUACAGUAAUUUGGUUCAUCCCGAUUCCCUUCGUCCUGAAUCUAUCUAGUAUGCCUCUUCGACGGAGGUUCGGUCUCGCUGGCGUUUUCUCGAUCGGUACCAUGGCCAUUGCCGCCUCUGGAGUCCGACUUUGGAUCUUGAUACAAUGGUCGUCAGGUUGGGAAAAGCAAGGAAUGAACACGGCGAAUCUUCUCAUCUGGGGUCAGGUUGAGCAGCACGCUGGUAUUUUAUCCGCCUCGAUACCGUUUCUUCGACCGAUUUCCAGAAAGAUCAAGGCCAUGUUUACCAACUGCAAGCGCGAACAACCCUCUCCCAGCCCGGCUGCCAAACUCAUCGCUCCGCUCUUUGCACACGAUCCCAAUCCGUUGCCACCUAGAACUCCCAUCAUACCAAGUCCCUCGCCAACUUUCGGAUCGUCUGGAAGCGAGCCAUCUCGUGCUCAGGAGGCUCCAAGACCAGUCCAACCCAUGAGAUCUGUGCUCGAUAGCGGCAACGCAUAUUGAGGACCUAGCAAUGCCGCGAUCUCCGAAUGCCACCAGAACCAGCGAAGUUUCAAGCUCCGAAAACAUGAAUCGUAGGAGAAAGGCACUUCUCCCCGGUGGUGCACGGAAUACAAUGCGAAACAACAACGGCCAUGCAAUUGAAGCACAUGCCCCGGAUUCAGGAGCUGCGCCUGCAGAAGAGGAAGCCUCGUGGAGAUCUGACACCCAGGGGAUCACCAGAAAGUGAGAAGAUCGACAGGUCUCCCCACU